This is a messenger RNA of Nicotiana tabacum (common tobacco), 3324 nucleotides long. RefSeq names its product pentatricopeptide repeat-containing protein At2g41720. The record is from RefSeq and is a predicted model, not a curated record. Lineage: Eukaryota; Viridiplantae; Streptophyta; Magnoliopsida; Solanales; Solanaceae. Gene Ontology annotation, molecular function: protein binding.
CUGUUUGUCAAAGAAGAGAGCCAAGACAAGUCACCGGGAUAAGAGAAGGUCCUAUCCUAAUAAGCCGGGGUGUACAUUUAAAUAUUUUCCGACACUUUUCCGAAAUAUAAAUGUAGUUGCUGAAGAUACACAAUGAAAUAUUAACAAAAUGAUUACUUUCACCGAAGGUUUAUCCUCAAAACAACACAACCCCAAAACCCAAGACUUCAAUGGCUACCAUUCAAAAUUCUCAAAUCUUCCCACAACAACCAAAUCCCACAUUCAAAACCCAUUUCAGAACUGUUGUUACAGUCUGCCAAAGGCAGCAAAAACCCAAAAACAACAAACCCUUUGAGGAGAAGAAGUUAGCUUCAGUUGACUAUAACAAAGGGACACAUAAAGUAGCUGUGAAAAUCAAUGGAUUUCGCAAAUCUGAUUUGCCUAAACACCAAAAAUUACGGGUCCAAAGUGAUAGGUUUCAGAAAGAUUGGGCUAUUUCUGAACUUGUGGAGAAGAUUAUGAAGCUUAAUCCUUGGGAUGAUGAUAUUGAAGGUUUAUUGAAUUGUUGGGUUGGCCGUUUUGCAAGAAAAAACUUCCCUAUUCUUAUCAAGGAAAUAAGUCAAAUGGGUUCAAUUGAACAUAGCAUCCAAGUUUUCAAUUGGAUGAAAAGUCAGAAGAAUUAUUGUGCAAGAAGUGAUAUCUACAACAUGAUGAUCAGGUUACAUGCUAGACAUAAUCGGGUUGAUCAGGCACGUGGCUUGUUUUUUGAGAUGCAAAAGUGGAGGUGCCAACCUAAUGUUGAGACCUACAAUGCCCUUAUCAGUGCACAUGGUAGAGCUGGUCAAUGGCGCUGGGCAAAGAAUAUCAUGGAAGACAUGCUCCGUGCUGCUAUUCCACCAAAUCGUUCAACUUACAACAACUUGAUCAAUGCAUGUGGAUCUAGUGGAAAUUGGAGAGAGGCUCUUAAAGUUUGCAAAGAAAUGACUGAAAACGGAGUUGGACCUGACCUGGUGACGCAUAAUAUUGUCUUAUCUGCCUAUAAAAAUGGGGAACAGUAUGCAAAAGCCCUUUCCUAUUUUGAACUUAUGAAGGGAACUAAAGUCCGUCCUGACACUACGACCCUUAAUAUUGUGAUACACUGUCUUGUAAAGCUUGGGGAAUAUGAGAAAGCUGUUGAGAUAUUUAACUCAAUGAGAGGGAAACGAGCUGAAUGUAAUCCUGACAUAGUCACAUUUACAACUAUCAUGCACAUGUAUUCUGUUUCUGGCCAGAUUAAAAACUGCGAGGCUGCUUUUAACACAAUGAUUGCAGAAGGUCUGAAACCUAAUAUCGUUUCAUAUAAUACCUUAGUAGGUGCUUAUGCUUCACAUGGGAUGGCUCAGGAAGCUUUGUCAAUUGUUGAUGAGAUGAAAACUAAUGGCAUCCGCCCCGAUGUUGUGUCUUAUACGUCUUUACUCAAUGCCUAUGGGAGAUCAGAACAGCCUGAAAGGGCCAUGGAAACAUUUGAAAGGAUGAAAAGAAACAAUUUGAAACCAAAUUUGGUUAGUUAUAAUGUACUAAUUGAUGCUUAUGGAUCUAAUGGUCUUCUGGACAAGGCUGUCCAAGUGCUGCGUGAAAUGGAACAUGAUGGCUUACAGCCCAAUGUUGUUACUAUUUCUACCUUAUUGGCUGCAAGUGGUCGCUGUAGUCAGAAAGUGAACAUUGAUUCCAUCCUAACGGCUGCGAAAAUGCGGGGAAUUGAGUUGAAUACGGUCGCCUAUAACUCCGCUCUUGGGAGUUAUCUGAAUGUUGGUGAAUAUGAAAAAGCGUUGGCCCUAUACAGGUCAAUGAGGAAAAAUAAAGUUAUGCCUGAUCCUGUGACGUAUAAUGUGUUGAUAAGUGGUUGUUGUAGAAUGUCAAAUUAUUCGGAUGCACUUGAAUUUCUUGAUGAGAUGAUAGAUCUGAAGAUUCCUUUGACAAAGGAGGUGUGUUCCUCUGCGAUAUGCGCUUACACUAAGCAGGGUCAAUUUGACAAGGCAGAAUCUAUGUUUUCGAUGAUGAAAAUGGAAGGCUUUCAUCCUGAUGUCAUUGCCUAUACAACAAUGCUAAAUGCAUAUAGUGUUGGAGAGAACUGGGAGAAAGCUUUUGCAGUAUUUCAAGAUAUGGAAUUGAAUGAUGUUCACCCAGAUGCUAUUGCUUGUUCAGCUCUCAUGAGGUCUUUUAAUAGAGGAUGCCAACCUGACAAAGUUUUGCUUGUGGCGGAUUUUAUGCGAGAGAGAAAUAUCCCUUUCACCGAGGCUGUUUUAUUUGAAUUGGUCUCCGCCAGCAGCAUGUUACGAGAUUGGAGGAUGAUUACAGAAAUUAUUACAAUAAUGGAGGCUUCACUCUCGUAUGUGUCUGUUGGAACUCUAAACCAGCUUCUGCAUAGUAUUGGCAAAUCUGGGAAGAUUGAAACCAUGAUAAAAUUUUUCUAUAAGGUAGUCACAUCAGGCGCAGAAGUUAACUUAGCAACCUAUUCAGUUCUGCUGAAAAAUCUUUUGGCUGCUGGAAAUUGGAGGAAAUAUGUUGAGGUGUUGGAGUGGAUGGAGGAUGGAGGGAUUCAACCAGCAAGUAAUAUGUAUGAGGAUAUACUCUUCUUUGCUCAACAUAGUGCGGGGACUGAAAAUGCUGCUGUAAUAAAACAACGACUAGGAUCCUUGAGAAAGAAAUCGGGACAUGAAACAGCGAAUGAGCUGCAGUUAAGAUAAUUGUUGCCAUCAUACCAACACCUUGAGCUGCUUGGGCAUAUUAUCAAGUCAACGAUCUACUGCAGUUCCAAUCCAAAAGGUGGCUAUCCAAGUUAAACUUUGUUCGCGACAAACAAAAUGUAUUCCUUCAUUGGAUCAUGCAAAGAAAAGUUAACCAUUUGAGUUUGCUGAUUAGUUAAUCUGAAGGGAAAUGAUCAUGGUUGUGUCAUCUUCAUUUCUGUUCGUUGCCUUUGAAGUCGUAUAUGCAAGUUUAAAGUCCUGUCAUGACGAAUUACAGUGAGAUAGAACUGGAUGAACCAAUUCGCAGACCAAAUAUUGUAGAUGAAGCAGCAAAAACAGCAGCCUCCCAGCAUUUGACACCACCUAUUAGUGAUCGAAAAUCAUGGGGACAGCCAAAAUAUUUUACGUGUUGGUCUAUUGAAAACAGCCUCUCUACUGAUACCGUAGGGGUAAGGUUUGCGUACUAUCUAUCCUUCCCACACCCCACUUGUGGGACUAUAUUGGGUUUUUUGUUGUUGCAUUAUUUAUCAAGGUUUCCUCAAUUGUUCCUGGAAAGAGCUGUAAAUUUGCUAGGGCUAUUAUACGGUGAAUAAUAAUGCACGAAUUACUACGUAGUGCA